AGUGAGAAAAGACAAAAUGGCUGAUUGUAGCUGUGGAACGGCGUUAUUGUGCUAAUGUAAACAUAGAGCAGGCUGGAGCCGGAGCGACUUCACCUGACGUUAUCUUGCGUUGUCUCAUCCUGCGAAUGAGCGUUCUAAGUAACUUUGAAGGAUGAUGGCCCGGCGGUCUGAACGGCGUGGAAUUCAUCUGGACCAGUCCGAGCUGCUGUGUAAAAAAGGAUGCGGCUUUUAUGGCAACACAGCCUGGCAGGGUUUGUGUUCUAAAUGCUGGCGGGAGGAGAACCAGAGAGAUAGGCAGAAACAGAUCCAAGAUGACUGGGCUUUAGCUGAAAGGCUUCAGAGAGAGGAAGAGGAAGCAUAUGCAAGCAGACAUCACAAGCCACAGUUGCAGCCCGCUGUCACACCUUUCAGCAAGUUUGAAGAACGCAAGACAAAGGAAAAGUCCAGCAAGGUCAACACAGUCACCAAGUUCUUCACUCCCUCCAUUAAAACACCACCAAAGAAAGAGGCUGCCACCCCAUCGGAUGCUCAAUCCAGCCCCAGUUCCAGCUCUACAGCCAACCGUCUCCCCUCUGUAGACACCGACCAUGCGACAAGGGAGUUCAUCGACUUCCUCAAGCCUCUGAAAUACGGCCGACAAAUCUUUAAACAGUGCCGGGCUUUCACGGAGGGCAUGGCCUAUAAGCGGGACAUGGGUGCUGACGACAUGUCCGAAUGUGUUCAGGACUUCUACCAGAAUCUCUCGGAACGACUUCAGAGUCAGUUCAAAAGUUCCCCUGAGCAUAUAGAGGGCAUCAUGGAUGAAGUGGAGAGGUACAUGAUGACGCGUCUUUACAAGGAGGUUUUCUGUCCCGAAACCUCAGACGAUGAGAAGAAAGACCUUGCCAUUCAGAAGAGAAUCAGAGCUUUGCACUGGGUCACCAUUGAGAUGCUUUGCGUUCCCGUCGACGAGGAAGUCCCUGAAGUGUCCGACAGCGUGGUUAAAGCCAUCACAGAUGUGAUCGAGAUCGAUUCCAGACGAGUUCCCAAGGACAAGCUGGCGUGCAUCACACGUUGCAGCAAGCACAUCUUCAACGCCAUCCGCAUCAGCAAGAAGGAGGCGGCAUCGGCAGACGACUUUCUGCCCACGGUUAUCUACAUUGUGCUGAAAGCAAAUCCACCUCGACUUCAGUCCAACAUCCAGUACAUCACUCGCUUCUGCAACCCCAGCCGGCUCAUGACUGGAGAAGAUGGCUACUACUUCACUAAUCUGUGCUGUGCCGUGGCCUUCAUCGAGAAGCUGGAUGGAAAGUCUCUCAACAUGACCUCAGAGGAGUUUGACCUGUACAUGUCUGGCCAGGCUUCCCCAAACUACCCUCCAGCCGAGGGGCAGUCGUCUCGCUCCCUGGGCAGUCAGGCGCUCAGCCAGGUCCACAAGCGUCUGGACCUUCUGACGGGGCUCGGUGAACGGCAGGAACGCGUCAUAGAGAGAGCUCGCCAGAUGGAGAACGACCUCAUCGACUGGACGGAUGAAGUGGAGCAGAAGGUGCAAAGCGUUCUGGACAGUUUGGAGACACCGGAAGCUCCUACCACGACCACUGACAGCAGCUCAGCUACAGGCGCGCCGGCGGCCUCCUCAGCCAUUGACUCCGAUAACGUUGAGAACGAGCACCUGCCGCCGCCGCUGCAGCCGCAAGUGUUUGCCGGUUGACGCUGGACCCACAUGCAUUAGGUCACCACCUCGACUUGCAUGUGAAACAUCCCAGUGCCCCUCAUCUCCUCAUCAGUCCUGGAUACUUCAGAAUUCAUCCUCUUUCUACAGCGCUCAUUCUUUCCAGUGUCCCUUCAGACUAUAUCAUCAGUUCACAAAAACAAACCUAAAAGACCCUUAACCGUGCUUCAUCUACUUGGUGCUUUAACUACUGAGAAAGUGACUCAUUUUCAUACGUGCAUGAGUUGAUGCACGGACAUAUUGUAUAUUUAGGUUACAUUCACAUGGAAACAUCCAAAGCUCCUGCCAAGAAGAGGUACUCGUACACACCGAUGGGCUGGUAUUUUUCUACAUAAUGGCAGGAGAUGCUUAUGAUACCUCGAACAUUUAACAUACUUUGGUUGCUGGACAUACACACCAUGCAUCCUGUAGCCAUUCGAACAGUUUAAAGAGCAUGGGGGAAAAACAGGAAAGAGAAAAAUCGAGCCUCUUUCCUGCUGAGCACCUGAUAUACUAAAAACAAACUUAGUGCAGCACAAACAUUUAGUAUGAAAUCUUUUAAAGCACUUUCUAUGAUUUUAACCAUUUGGAUGAUACAGUAUGAUAUAUGAAGGAUAGCACAUACAAUAUUCACUUUUUCUGUUUCUCUAGAUUUUAAUCAUUUUCUUAUUCUGCAGCUAUAGACGUGGUAUGUAUGUUUGUUUUGUUUCCUAAAAAAGACAUAAACCCUUGAGGCCCCUUUUUAAAAAUACUGUAAUUUACGGUGUAGAAACAAAUGUUUUUUGUGUUUUUCUUCCUUAAAAGCUUUUAAAUCAUUGCGGCCCCUUUUAAAAUACAGUAAUAUACGGUGUAUUAAGCCUCUGCUUUUUUCUUCAACUUUAAAACCUGCAGCUUAGACAGCAGUGCGGCUAAUUUAUGACUAAUCUUGUAACGUAUGUUUUUUGUGUUUUUUUUCCUUAAAAGCUUUUAAAUCAUUGAGGCCCCUUUUAAAAUACAGUAAUAUAUGGUGUAUUAAGCCGCUGCUUUUUUCUUCAACUUUAAAACCUGCAGCUUAGACAGCAGUGCGGCUAAUUUAUGACUAAUCUUGUGACAUCUCGCAUACUUCAGAACUACUACUUGUCAUUUAAAUAAUGUGCCGCUAGUGAGUCAGUAAAACAGUAAACUGUAGCUUUUUCUUUGGCAGUAGCCAAUCACCAGCUGUAAGCUUGUCAACCCAUUGGAAAGCGCAGGGUGAUAUUACUCAAUAUAAACAGUCUGUUUCACUUUCAUCUUUGAUAAAAGGCUAAAAUCAUCACACAGCAAUUUAACACUCAAAAGGUAGCUAAGAAAUAUAGACAGGUACCAAGUUUAAAAUAAAAAAGGCAGCUAUUUUGCUUCCCAUAGUGCAUUAUUCCUAGCAGAGCAACUCAUUGAACAAUGGCUGUCAUGGCACGGCUGCCGGGCCACCAGAAGGAGAUCAUUAGCUUUAGCUAAUGACGACCUGCAAUUUUUGAUGGGUUGAUAAGCUCAUCGUGAGUUUUCUCAUAGCUCAUAAUUGACUUGCAGUGCAUCUUAUAUACAGUAUGUAGACAUGUUUUAGCCUCGACAAGGUCAAAGAUCGAUAACAUUGAUGAGAGAUUAUCUUUUGGUGUCAAAACAAUCCUUAAAAAUCCAUAAAAGUAUGCAUCCAAUCGGAGCGUGUAAGGCUUUUUCUCGAUCAGGUCAAGUUUCAUACAAUCAGCCUUAUUAGGGUAUAUCUGACCCAUAUGUUGAAAAGAUAUCAGAGGUACACUUGUGGUCCCCCAAGGUGCCUCAAGGGUUGAAUGCAAACGUCCUAGCUUGAGUUAUUUGUUAAAUCCAUGCAUCUGGUAUACGCACACUGCCACACCUGCACAAUCUAACACCAUCCAAUCCAAGGGUUGUAUGCCUGUACAAAGAUAAUGAUGCUCAGUAUUGAAGUACAAUUUUGAUGCAUCCCUUGUAGUGGAUAUCAUUAGAUCAGGGUCAGUGAGUGUACUAAAACAUUCUUUUUGCAACCUUAUAGGUUUGGUACUGUAUCAUAUAGAUAUAUAUAUAUAUAGGAGACAAUAAGUCAGUACUGCCCUUUAUUUAAAUGUAACUUAUUGGGGCAGAGUUGGUUUAUUUGCAUCUGUGGGUAUGUGACGUAAGGGAUCUGUGGGUAAGUGGAGAGAAGGACGCCCGCAGUGUCGACACUUCUUAUAGUCAUCUUGUACUUUCACUGAAAUACCCAUGAUUGUGCAAGAAUAAGAGAGUAGAAUAGAGUUUUUCUUUUACAGUAAUAUGCAGGAGUUUGUCUAUUUUUGAUUUUUUUUAUUAGGUAGAUCUGGUGAGUUGUGUAAAUUAAUGAAAUGAAACCAUUUGACUUUGUAAAAGUGUUUCCUUUUUUAUGUAGGCAACGAUCAGACUCCUCUUCAGUGGUGCAU
This is a messenger RNA of Doryrhamphus excisus (bluestripe pipefish), 4113 nucleotides long. RefSeq names its product RAB guanine nucleotide exchange factor (GEF) 1, like (gene rabgef1l). Gene Ontology annotation, biological process: vesicle-mediated transport. Gene Ontology annotation, cellular component: endocytic vesicle; cytosol. Gene Ontology annotation, molecular function: small GTPase binding; DNA binding; zinc ion binding. Lineage: Eukaryota; Metazoa; Chordata; Actinopteri; Syngnathiformes; Syngnathidae. The record is from RefSeq and is a predicted model, not a curated record.